Molecule: messenger RNA, 2461 nt
Organism: Danio rerio (zebrafish)
Lineage: Eukaryota; Metazoa; Chordata; Actinopteri; Cypriniformes; Danionidae
Source: RefSeq, a predicted model, not a curated record
ACAGCGCGGUGAUUUAACUGGAGAAAGGAUAAAGUGUCCAAACACAGAGAAAAACUCCUGCUGAAGCGACUGAUCUCCACACUGUUAUAAAGAUGGCGGUUAUUAAAGAGGAGAGUGAAGAUGUGGAGAUUGAAGAAACAUUCAUAGUCAAACAGGAAGAUCUGCAGGAACAAACAGACCUGAUGGUGCUGAAAGAAGAGACUCAACAAUGGAAUAAAAUGGAAGAGCAACACCAAGAAAUAACAGCUGAUGAAAAACCCACACUGACUGAAAAGACUUCAUCACUCGGAAGACCUCGGAAAUCCAAAACUGAGUGUAAUUUUAGCAGUAAACAGUGUAGAAAGAGUUUCAGUCAAAAGCUUAACCUUGGUGUUCACAUGAGAGUUCACAUUAGGGAGAAACCUUACACUUGCGAACAGUGUGGAAAGAGUUUUGGUCAAAAAAAAAGCUUCAAAACCCACAUGAGAAUUCACACUGGAGAGAGGCCGUACACAUGCCAACAGUGUGGAAAAAGCUUCUGUCAAGCAGGAAACUUUGCAGUGCACAAAAGAAUUCACACUGGAGAGAGGCCCUACACAUGCCAACAGUGUGGAAAGAGUUUUACGCAAAGUGGCAACCUUAAAGACCACAUUAGAACUCACAAUGGAGGAAAAAAAUUUGCUUGCACACAGUGUGGAAAAAGUUUUGCUCAAAAACAAAAGCAUGACACCCACAUGACGAUCCACACUGGAGAGAAACCUUACAGAUGCACAGAGUGUGGUAAAAGUUUCACAUGUAAAAGCGCACUCAAUAACCACAUGAUAAGUCACACUGGAGAGAAGCCGUUUGCAUGUGCUCAGUGUGGAAAGAGCUUCACAACCAAAGCUAGCCUCAAGAACCACAUGGAUGGUCACUCUGGAAUCAUAGUGUUCAUAUGUGAUCAGUGUGGAAAGAGUCUCACUUGCAAAGACUACAUUAAGCAACACAUGAAGAAUCACUCAAGAGAAGAUCGUUUUAGAUGCAGUGAGUGUGGAAUGAGCUUUAAACAAAAAAUAAACCUCAGCGCUCACAUGAAGCUUCACUAUGCAGAGCAGAGUCCUCAACAUUGAGACCUUCUCCACACAAACACGAGUAUAUUGAAAACGGCAGCUUUUUCAUGUAGUUUGGCUGUUCAUUGACAUGAAGUUUAUUUAUAAACUACUUUCGAGAGGAUCACAUGCUUAUUAUUGUUCACGACUGGUCCAGCAUCAGCUAACACGAUUCACCAAUCAGAUGAUACCUGACUUCCUAUAAAGGACAAGAGAUUCUUACCUCUGUUAUCUUCGUCGUUAUCUUUUAGACUCCCUAAAGCCCUGUUCAGACUACACAAUGCCAUUUGUCAGUUGCGACAGAUGAGAUUUGUGUCAGAUUAUGAGAUUUUGACUUGAUCAAAUCUUGAUGUGUUGUGGGUACAAAUGAAGACUUUGGUUUUAAAACACUACACAUUUAUUUUGAUGCACUGUAAAAAAUUGCUGUUAAAAAACGGUCAGAUUCUACGGUAAAAUAAUGUUUUUUCACUAAAACAGUAAUAUUCUGUUAAAAACAGUGCUUUCUGGGUAACAUUUUUGUUUUCGAGAAAGUAACCAACUGCUGAAAACUGUGAGCUAACAGAGUUCAGAUUCGAUGUUUUGAAGUCUGUGUUUGAAAUCACGCUUUGUGUCCUUGUUCACUAUUUCAUACACUAGUUAACUAAUAUAGUUCACCUGACAGUUUUAAUGAACACUAAUGAGUAAAUUCAGACACUGAUGAACACCUGCUGUUAAUAAUUACAAUUACUGAAGAAAACAAAACAAGAAACACAAACAGUGACUUGAGUUACAGCAUUAAAUAAAAUAAAAUAAAACAGCUUCAGUCUCAGCAGAGGAUCAUUAAACAACUCCACAAACAACAGCAGACACACACUUAUUACUGACUGAUUUGACUUCCAUACUAUUCUCAUUGAGAUCCAACAGAAAUUAAGGUGUUUUUUGUGUCACCGUAAUGGAGUGAGGGGCUGGUUUAGUUGGGCUCUUCACCCUUGAACUCAUUUAAGAAGACUUUUCAUCUGCUUGAAUACAGAGUUUACAAAACGUUUGUACUAUAGCAAUAAAGUUGGGAAGUCAAUAAAUAGAGAAAUCUAUUUGUCUGAAAUUAGUUCUGAUAAAUAUUGUGUUUUAAAUCUGGAAGAAGGGCCUCAUGCAACAGAUUUUAUGGUUAGUUGCAGGUAUUAAUUUAAUUAAUGAGAAGUGGAAACAGAAAAGAUACCUCCGUAAUUACUUAACAGUUAAGAAAUAACAUACAAAAACAGUUCAGUUAUGACAAAUACACACUCAGACCUCAUGAAUCUGACCUUGUAUCUCAACAAUGGUAACAUCUCAAAUGUUUCAUGCUGCAAUGCAUGCUGGGAGUGGCACGGUACAAAUAUCCCAGCAUGCAUUGCGGUAUAAAUAAAUGUUGUAUAAUG